This is a messenger RNA of Rhopalosiphum maidis (corn leaf aphid), 819 nucleotides long. RefSeq lists its product as uncharacterized. NCBI's taxonomy places the organism in Eukaryota, Metazoa, Arthropoda, Insecta, Hemiptera, Aphididae. Bases 7 to 699 code for a protein of 230 amino acids. The record is from RefSeq and is a predicted model, not a curated record. The transcript is spliced from 4 exons.
CGCCCGAUGAAAUUUCGCUCUUUAAAUACGAACGCAGGUUCGGGUCAAACAGGUAGUCGUUGGACAUCAACAGUUGUGGAGUCUACGCAUCAUCACUGCAAGUCGACAUUUUCGAUCAUUUCUUUAUCGAACCGGAAGACGAUAUACAGAUUAAUAAUGAGUGGAUCCUUGACAAUUAUCGGUUUGGUGUGUUUGCAAAUAUUGCGCGUAAUGUCAAUCAACGAAUACCCAGAGAAGAAAGUACAAAAUAUUUGGUUGACCGACAUGGACGAUAGACAACCCGCAUCCAGGAUCGAACGCAGUGAUCAGUUCGAAACGGCUAAUGAUGUCAUAAUGAAGGACGCAAGUGUGUACCCGAAAAUUACCCGCCGUGGGUUUGCGGGAGAAGAAUUUUUUUUAAAGGCAUCGAAGUCGGUGCCCAGGAUUGGUCGUAGGAAUAACGAUAUUCAAGAAUCACCCAAAAGAUCGUUGAGUAAAGACCAAGUGAACAUGGUGGAAUAUUGGCCGUACUUGCAGCCAAACGACAUCAACGACAUGACCAGGAAACAUGACUACGACUUGCCGUACAACUGCCAACAACUGGACGCUAAAUCCAUUUUUUUGGUAGAUAUGUAUAACUUCGUGUGCAACGAUCAGUUCUAUUGUUGUGCGCCAGCGAAACGCACCAUAGCCAAUUCUCUAAACGCGAAUAACUUGUGAAAACGCGGAGCACAUAUUACCACACUAUAAUAAUACUAAUAAUAUGUAGUCAGUCUUAGAUUAAUGGGGAAUAUGAUUUUGUUUAUAAUUAUAAUAAUUAUUCAUAUUAUUCAUCACUUA